Propithecus coquereli (Coquerel's sifaka) is the source of this 6218-nucleotide messenger RNA. RefSeq names its product tumor protein p53 binding protein 1 (gene TP53BP1). The transcript has 28 exons. Gene Ontology annotation, biological process: positive regulation of transcription by RNA polymerase II; DNA damage checkpoint signaling. Bases 128 to 6049 code for a protein of 1973 amino acids. Gene Ontology annotation, cellular component: nucleus. Lineage: Eukaryota; Metazoa; Chordata; Mammalia; Primates; Indriidae. Gene Ontology annotation, molecular function: histone binding. The record is from RefSeq and is a predicted model, not a curated record.
GACGGGAAAAGGGGGAGUUCGCGGCCGGUGGCGGCGGUGGCCACAGCGGCGACCUGGGGAUCGAGCUGGAGGGACCUGGGGAGCGUGUAGAGACCUCUAGCUCGAGCGCGAAGGACCUCCCGCGGGGAUGCCUGGGGAGCAGAUGGACCCUACAGGAAGUCAGUUGGAUUCAGAUUUCUCUCAGCAAGAUACUCCUUGCCUGAUAAUUGAAGAUUCUCAGCCUGAAAGCCAAGUUCUAGAAGAUGAUUCUGGUUCUCACUUUGGUGUGCUGUCUCGACACCUUCCUAACCUACAGACGCACAAAGAGAAUCCUGUGUUGGAUGUUGUGUCCAAUCCUGAGCAAACAGCUGGAGAAGAACAGGGAGGCAGUAAUAGUGGGUUCAAUGAACAUUUGAAAGAAAACAAGGCUGCAGACUCUGUGGAUUCUUCUCAUUUGGACACAUGUGGUUCCAUCAGUCAGGUCAUUGAACAGUUACCUCAGCCAAACAGGACAAGCAGUAUUCUGGGAAUGUCAAUGGAAUCUGCUCCUGCUGUGGGGGAAGAGAAGGAAAAAGAGUUGGAAGAGAAGGCGAAAGAGAAAGAAGAUACGGCAGAUAAUACCACACGUUCCUUUGGUGCUGAAGAUCCUGCCUCAUCACAGUUAGGCUUUGGGGUUCUGGAACUCUCCCAGAGUCAGGAUGUUGAAGAACAUACUAUGACAUAUGAAGUGGACAAAGAGCAUCUACAGUCAGUAACCACCAACUCUGGCUAUCCCAGGCUAUCUGAUGUGGAUGCUAAUACUGCAAUUAAGCACGAAGAACAAUCCAAGGAAGAUAUCCCCAUGGCAGAACAGCCCAGUAAGGAUAUCUCUGUGACAGCACAGCCCAGUAAAGUUGCACAUGUGGUAGAAGAGCAAAAUCCACCACCUACAAGGUCAGAGAAUAUGCCUUCUAGUCCUAAAGUGUCUCCUGCUGCUAUAGAAGCAAAAGAACAAAUGUCUGCUCAAGAACUUCUGGAAGGUGGACUGCAGAUUCAGAAGUCACCAGAGCCUGAGGUUUUGUCAACUCAGGAAGACUUGUUUGAUCAGAGCAAUAAAACAGCUUCUGAUGGUUGCUCUACUCCUUCAAGGGAGGAAGGUGGGUGUUCUCUGGCUUCCACACCUGCCACCACUCUGCACCUUCUGCAGCUUUCUGGUCAGAGGUCCCUUGUUCAGGAGAGUCUUUCCACGAAUUCCUCAGAUCUUGUUGCUCCUUCCCCUGAUGCUUUCCGAUCUACCCCUUUUAUCGUUCCUAGCAGUCCCACAGAGCAAGAAGGGAGAAAAGGUGAGCCGAUGGACAUGUCAGUGUUAUCUGAAGAAGGAGGAGAGCCUUUUCAGAAGAAACUGCAAGAUGAUGAACCAGUGGAGAUAGAGAAGCCCCCUCUCCCACCUGAGCCCACUAUAUCACCACAAGCCUCAACACCAGUAUCUCAGAGCACACCAGUCUUUACUCCUGGUUCACUUCCUAUCCCAUCCCAGCCUGAGUUUUCUCAUGAUAUUUUCAUUCCAUCGCCAAGUUUGGAAGAACGAUCAAAUGAUGGGAAGAAAGGUGGAGAUUUGCAUAGUUCAUCUUUGACUGUUGAGUGUUCUAAGACUUCAGAGAUUGAACCAAAGAAUUCCACUGAGGAUCUUGGGUUAUCUUUGACAGGGGAGACUUGCAAAUUGAUGCUUUCUGCAAGUGAGUAUAGUCAGUCUCCAAAGGUGGAGAGCUUGAGUUCUCACAGGAUUGAUGAAGACGGAGAAAACACGCAGAUUGAGGAUACUGAACCCAUGUCUCCAGUUCCCAAUUCUAAGCUUGUUCCUGCUGAAAAUGAUAAUAUCCUGAUGAAUCCGGCACAGGAUGGCCAAGUAGAACUGAGUCAGAAUGAUGAUAAAACAAAGGGAGAUGACACAGAGACCAGGGAUGACAUUAGUAUUUUAGCUUCUGGUUGCAAAGGAAGAGAAGAAACUGUAGCAGAAGAUGUUUGUAUUGAUCUCACUUGUGAUUCAGGGAGUCAGGCAGUUCCUUCUCCAGCUACUCAGUCAGAGGCACUCUCUAGUGUAUUAGAUCAGGAGGAGGCUAUGGAAAUUAAAGAACACCAUCCAGAGGAGGGGUCUUCAGGAUCCGAGGUGGAAGAAAUCCCUGAGACUCCUUGUGAAAGUCAGGGAGAGGAGCCCAAAGAAGAAAAUAUGGAGAGUGUCCCAUUACACCUUUCUCUGACUGAAACUCAGUCCCAAGGGUUGUGUCUUCAAAAGGAAAUCCCAAAACAAGAAUGCCCAGAAGCUAUGGAAGUUGAAACCAGUGUGAUUAGUAUUGAUUCCCCCCAAAAGCUACCAGUACUUGACCAAGAAUUGGAACAUAAAGAUCAGGAAGCUUGGGAAGAAGCUACUUCAGAGGACUCAAGUGUUGUCAUUGUAGAUGUCAAAGAGCCAUCUCCCAGAGUUGAUAUUUCUUGUGAACCUUUGGAGGGAGUGGAGAAAGGCUCAGAUUCCCAGUCGUGGGAGGAUGUUGCUCCAGAAAUAGAACCAUGUGCUGAGAAUAGAUUAGAUACCCAGGAAGAAAAGAGAAUAGAAUAUGAAGGAGAUCUGAAAUCAGUGACUGCAGAAAAGGAACCUAUAGAGGAACAUUCUCCGCAGCUUCCCUUGCCUUUAGUGAGAGCAGAUGAUCCUCUGAGACCUGACCAGGAGAUGCAGCAGCCCCAGCCUCAAGAGAAAACAGAUAACUCAUUAGCAGAAGACUCAAAAAUGGCUAAUGCAAAGCAGCUAGGCCCAGGUAUAGAGGCCCAGCAGCUGGAGAAGGCCUCUACCCAUGCCUCACAAAGCUUCUGUGAAAGUUCUAGUGAAACCCCAUUUCAUUUCACUUUGCCUAAAGAAGGUGAUAUUAUCCCACCAUUGACUGGUGCAACCCCACCUCUUAUUGGGCACCUAAAAUUGGAGCCCAAGAGACACAGUACUCCUAUUGGUAUUAGCAACUAUCCAGAAAGCACCAUAGCAGCCAGUGAUGUCAUGUCUGAAAGCAUGGUAGAGACCAACGAUCCCAUACUUGGGAGUGAAAAGGGGGAUUCUGGGGCUGCCCCAGAAAUGGAUGAUAAAUUGUGUCUAAGAAUGAAACUGGUUAGUCCUGAGACUGAGGCAAGUGAAGAGUCUUUGCAGUUUAGCCUGGAAAAACCUGCAUCUGGUGAAAGAAAAAAUGGAUCUACUGCUGUUGCUGAGGCUGUUGCCAGUCCUCAGAAGACCAUGUCUCUGUUGAGCUGCGUCUGUGAAGCCCAGCAAGAGGAUAAGGCUCGAAGUGAGGAUCCCCCCUCCGCACCCAUCAGGGGGAACUUGCUCCAUUUUCCAAGUACUCAAGAAGAAGAGGAGGAGAAAGAAAAAUUGGAUGGUGACCAAAGAAUCAGGCAGAGUCAACAGCCUAUGAAACCCAUUAGUCCUGUUAAGGAGCCUGCUUCUCCUGCCUCCCAGCACAUGGCCACACAGGAGCCAUCCAGUCCUCAAGGAGAAGCAAUGGAGACAGAUGUGUUAGAAGGCCAUAAAGAAAGACAGAAUACCAAUAAGGAAAAACCUAGUAAGGCCUUGAUUGAAAGGCCCAGCCAAAAUAACAUAGGAAUCCAAACUAUGGAGCGUUCCUUAUGGGUCCCAGAAACUGUUUCAGCAGCAACCCAGACUGUAAAGAAUGUGUGUGAACAGGGGACCAGUACAGUGGAUCAGAAUUCUGGAAAACAAGAUGCCACAGUUCAGACUGAGAGGGGGAGUGGUGAGAAACCAGUCAGUGCUCCUGGAGAUGAUACAGAGUCACUCCAUAGCCAGGGAGAAGAAGAGUUUGAUAUGCCUCAGCCUCCACAUGGCCAUGUCUUGCAUCGUCACAUGAGAACGAUCCGUGAAGUACGCACACUUGUCACUCGUGUCAUCACAGAUGUGUAUUAUGUGGAUGGAACAGAAGUAGAAAGAAAAGUAACUGAGGAGACUGAAGAGCCAGUCGUAGAGUGUCAGGAGUGUGAAACUGAAGUUUCUCCUUCGCAGACUGGGGGCUCCUCAGGUGACCUGGGGGAUAUCAGCUCCUUCUCCUCCAAGGCAUCAAGCUUACACCGCACGUCAAGUGGGACGAGUCUCUCAGCCAUGCACAGCAGUGGCAGCUCAGGAAGAGGAGCCGGACCACUCAAAGGGAAAACCAGCGGGACAGAACCCGCAGAUUUUGCCUUACCCAGCUCCCGAGGAGGCCCAGGAAAACUGAGUCCUAGAAAAGGGGUCAGUCAGACAGUGUGUGAGGAGGAUGGUGAUGCAGGCCUUGGCAUCAGACAGGGAGGGAAGGCUCCAGUCACACCUCGUGGGCGCGGGCGAAGGGGCCGCCCGCCUUCUCGGACCACUGGAACCAGAGAAACAGCAGUGCCUGGCCCCUUGGGCAUAGAGGACAUUUCACCUAGCAUGUCACCAGAUGAUAAAUCCUUCACCCAUAUCGUGCCCCGAAUGCCAGACUCCACCAAACGAGCAGACAUGGGUGCUGGUGCUUUGCGUCGUAGUGACUCUCCAGAAAUUCCUUUCCAGGCUUCUGCUGGCCCCUCUGAUGGCCUAGAUGCCUCCUCUCCAGGGAACAGCUUUGUAGGGCUCCGGGUUGUAGCCAAGUGGUCAUCGAAUGGCUAUUUUUACUCUGGGAAAAUCACACGAGAUGUUGGAGCUGGGAAGUAUAAAUUGCUCUUUGAUGAUGGGUACGAGUGUGAUGUGUUGGGCAAAGACAUUCUUUUGUGUGACCCCAUCCCGCUGGAUACUGAAGUGACAGCCCUCUCGGAGGAUGAGUAUUUCAGUGCAGGAGUGGUGAAAGGGCAUAGGAAGGAGUCUGGAGAACUGUACUAUAGCAUUGAAAAAGAAGGUCAAAGGAAGUGGUAUAAGCGAAUGGCUGUCAUCCUGUCCUUGGAGCAAGGAAACAGACUGAGAGAGCAGUAUGGGCUUGGCCCAUAUGAGGCAGUAACGCCCCUCACAAAGGCAGCAGAUAUCAGCUUAGACAAUUUGGUGGAAGGGAAGCGGAAGCGGCGCAGUAACAUCAGCUCCCCGGCCACCCCCACUGCCUCCAGUAGCAGCAGCACAACCCCUACCCGUAAAAUCACAGAAAGUCCUCGUGCCUCCAUGGGAGUUCUUUCAGGCAAAAGAAAACUUACCACUUCUGAGGAGGAAAGGUCCCCUGCCAAGCGAGGCCGCAAGUCUGCUGCUGUGAAACCUGGUGCAGUGGGGGCAGGAGAGUUUGUGAGCCCCUGUGAGAGUGGAGACAACACAGGUGAACCCUCUGCCCUGGAAGAGCAGAGAGGGCCUCUGCCUCUCAACAAGACAUUGUUUCUGGGCUAUGCCUUUCUCCUCACCAUGGCCACAAGCAGUGACAAGUUAGCCAGCCGCUCCAAACUACCAGAUGGUCCUACAGGAAGCAGUGAAGAAGAGGAAGAAUUUUUAGAAAUUCCUCCUUUCAACAAGCAGUACACAGAAUCCCAGCUUCGGGCAGGAGCUGGCUAUAUCCUCGAAGAUUUCAAUGAAGCCCAGUGUAACACGGCCUACCAAUGUCUCCUAAUUGCGGAUCAGCAUUGUCGAACCCGGAAGUAUUUCCUGUGCCUUGCCAGUGGGAUUCCUUGUGUUUCUCAUGUCUGGGUUCAUGACAGUUGCCAUGCCAACCAGCUCCAGAACUACCGUAAUUAUCUGUUGCCAGCUGGGUACAGCCUUGAGGAGCAAAGAAUUCUGGACUGGCAACCCCGUGAAAACCCCUUCCAGAAUCUGAAGGUACUCUUGGUAUCAGACCAACAGCAGAACUUCCUAGAGCUCUGGUCUGAAAUCCUCAUGACUGGGGGGGCAGCCUCCGUGAAGCAGCACCAUUCAAGUGCCCAUAACAAAGAUAUUGCUUUAGGGGUAUUUGACGUGGUGGUGACGGACCCCUCGUGCCCAGCCUCAGUGUUGAAGUGUGCUGAAGCACUGCAGUUGCCUGUGGUGUCACAAGAGUGGGUGAUCCAGUGCCUCAUUGUUGGGGAGAGAAUUGGAUUCCAGAAGCAUCCAAAAUAUAAACAUGAUUAUGUUUCUCACUAAAGAUACUUGGUCUUACCAGUUUUAUUCACUGCUAUUGUGGAGAUUGUGUUUUAACCAGGUUUUAAAUGUGUCUUGUGUGUAACUGGAUUCCUUGCAUGGAUCUUGUAUAUAGUUUUAUUUGCUGGACUUUUAUGAUAAAAUAAAUGUUGAAUCUCUUUGGUUGUAGUAA